AUGGCAAAAGCAAGACGUUUACCUAUAUUGAAAUAUAUAUCUACCUUGUUAAAUCCAAUUCCACAAUAUAUGGGUCAAAUGCCAUCUAGUGAUUAUUGUGAUAUGAUUAUACAGGCAUGGGCAUCUGCUAUACCAAAUAUGAUGGCUCUUGAAAAUGCAAAUGUUGGAGAUUUUGAUGAUGCUGUCAAAGUCAAAAUUAUAAAAAGUAAAAUGGCAGGAAAAUAUGCACCAGUACUACCUCAAAAUAAUUUUGUAAAUCCAGCAGUUAAUAUUGAUAGUCCAGAUAUUUUAAGAGCAUGGUUAAAUGCAAAAUAUCAACGAGAAACAGUUGGAACUAGCCAAUCAGCUAUUUUAAGAUUAUCUCAAGAAAGAUUUCAACCUUUUGAUAAUCCCAAUACCUAUGAAACCCGAAUUCGUCCACUAUUAUUAGGUGUAGCAGAUGAUGAUGCACGAGUAUUAGGAACUCUUAAAACUUAUUUAUCAGGUGAUCGAGAACUUUAUAGUUGGAUGAGAAAUGAAAAUAUAGCAGAUAUUAAUGAAUUUUUUAUUUUAUUAAAAAAUCUAUGGCUUGAAUGUUCUAGUUUAUAUGUAGAUCAAAACUCUGAUCAAGUACAACCAAAGAAAAAAUCAUUAGCAAAGCAGAAUGACAGUAUUAUAUCACAAUCUAUAGUUUUACAACCAGUAUUUUCCUCAUAUGAUGAAAUGCAAAAAUUGUUUCAAGCUAUGUUAGAAAAACAGAAGACUGAAUCCAAGGCCGAGAUUGAAAAAUUGAAAACUGAAUUCGAAUCAAAAAUGAGUCAGCAAUCCAAAAAAUCUUGCUCUCCAGUUCUACCCAAAGAUCAUGAACAAAUACAUGAAUUUUAUACAGAUCAGAGAGAUCCUAAAUGGUCAAAUCUUUCUAGAGAGGAAGCACUACAAUGGUUAGAUAAAGCUUUUUCUCCACUCAUAGCAAGUAAACCAGAACGAUUAUGUUCAUCAAAUCAAAAUGCCAGAAUAGAUAGAAUAGAGUCGAAAGUAGAUGAAAUCAGUCAAAUGACAUCUCAAUUCGGAAGGAUAAUGCUUGAUAACAAAAAACCCAUAGCUAAAUCAAAUUCAACAUAUCGAUAUUUUCCUCCUCUAAUACCUUCCCAAUUCCAAUAUGCAUCUCCUGAUUCAGAUGAUAAUGAGGAUGAAAAAGGUGGAUAUAAUGAGGAAGAGAAUAAAUAG
Molecule: messenger RNA, 1206 nt
Organism: Cetraspora pellucida
Lineage: Eukaryota; Fungi; Glomeromycota; Glomeromycetes; Diversisporales; Gigasporaceae
Source: the annotation of a GenBank genome assembly